Molecule: messenger RNA, 1890 nt
Organism: Panicum virgatum (switchgrass)
Lineage: Eukaryota; Viridiplantae; Streptophyta; Magnoliopsida; Poales; Poaceae
Product: putative UDP-rhamnose:rhamnosyltransferase 1
Exons: 2
Coding region: 132-1580 (482 amino acids)
Molecular function (GO): UDP-glycosyltransferase activity
Source: RefSeq, a predicted model, not a curated record
CUAUAUCAUCCGACAAACCGAGAGCCCAACCACCACAGCGCGACGACACCUCGUCCUCGUUGGUAGCUAGCUCAUCAGCUAGCCAGCUCCGAUCUCCCCGGCACGAGGCUGAGCCGGCGAGCGCGCGGGCGAUGGCUGGGGCGGACGGCGCGGUCGUCUCCUCCUCCCGGCAGCGAGCGAUGCACGUCGUGAUCUUCCCGUGGCUCGCGUUCGGGCACCUGCUCCCGGGCCUGGAGCUCGCGCAGCGCCUGGCGUCGCGCGGGCACCGCGUGUCGUUCGUGUCCACCCCGCGGAACCUCGCGCGGCUCCCGCCACCGCCGCCCGCGCUGGCGCCGCGCGUGGACCUCGUGGCGCUCCCGCUCCCGCGCCUGGACGGCCUCCCCGACGGCGCCGAGUCCACCAACGACCUGCCGUCCGGCGCCUUCGAGCUCCACCGGAAGGCGUUCGACGGCCUCGCCGCGCCCUUCUCCGCGUUCCUCGACGCCGCGUGCGCGCAGGGUCCUGGGAGCAGGCCCGACUGGGUCCUCCUCGACAACUUCCACCACUGGGCUGCCGCCGCCGCCGUUGACCGAAAGGUGCCAUGCGCGAUGCUCCUGCACUUGCCCGCGACCAUCUUUGCCGCGCUCGCCGACGCCGCCCAGACACGGCCCGAGCUGGCUGGCACUGGCGGUGGGCAACAACAGCACGAAGCCACCGGAGACGGACAGCCGGCGGCGGCGGCUCCGAGGUUCGAGGCGGAGCGGAACAGGAACUUGUACAGCACCGAAGGCGCCUCGGGGAUCUCCGUCGGGCAGCGCUUCUUCCUAACCAUGCGGUGCUGCAGCUUCGUCGGCCUGCGGACCUGCGCCGAGCUGGAGCCGGAGGCCCUCUCUCGCCUCCCUACGCUCUUCGGCAAGCCGGUCGUCCCCUUCGGCCUCCUGCCGCCGUCGCCCGACGGAGCCCGCGCCGCCGGUAACGGCGGCGGGACCGACGCCAUCAUCCCGUGGCUGGACGCGCAGCCGGCGGAGACGGUCGUGUACGUCGCGUUGGGGAGCGAAGUGCCACUGAGCAUCGAGCUGGUGCACGAGCUGGCUCUGGGGCUGGAGCUCGCCGGGUUCCCCUUUCUCUGGGCUCUGAGGAAGCCCGUCGGCGUCGGCGACGCGGACAUCCUCCCUCCGGGAUUCGAGGAGCGCACGCGCGGCCGUGGGCUCGUCGCCAUGGGGUGGGUUCCGCAGAUCAGCAUCCUGGCGCACGGUGCCGUCGGCGCGUUCCUGACGCACUGCGGGUGGAACUCCACCAUCGAAGGGCUUCUGUUCGGACGCCCUCUGAUCAUGCUCCCGAUCCAUGGCGACCAGGGGUCGAACGCGCGGUUGAUGGAGGGGCGGCAGAUCGGAGUGCAAGUGCCGAGGGAUGAAGAGGACGGGUCGUUCGACCGUCAUGCUGUCGUGAGGGCAGUCCGUGCCGUCAUGUCCGAGGAUGAAAGCAGGAAGACCUUUGUGGCCAAUGCGAGGAAGCUGCAAGAGAUGGUGGCGGACAGGACGUGCCAGGAGAGAUGCAUUGACGAAUUCGUCGAGCGCUUGAGAUCCUCCUGUUUGGGAUGAAGAGAUUGGCUAAGGCCUAAUAGGUACCCAGAAAUCCAAUAUUUGUGGAUUCAUAAAAUCGAACACAUUAGAAGGAAGGUCUAUUUGGAUGAGUUAAUGAUUAAUCUAUACGCGGCACCCGAGCGUUUUGGACUGAGUUAAAGUUGAGUGCUAAAUUUAGCAUAUAUUAGCAUUUAUAUCUUGAAAGUUUUUAGGUUUUGACUAAAGUUUAGCUUACUCUCGCACUUCCUGUUUAGAUAAACUAGUGCUAAAGUUUAGCGCUUUCACCUAUUAGCAUUUGGAUCUAAACACGAUCUAAGUAAUUUUAAUC